CAAAAAGAUUGUGACACAGAACACAAUGACGCGUCGAUGAAGUUUGAGCAAUUUAUUAUUCCACCAAUAUGAACGGUGUAGCAAGGGUAAUUAUAUGUGUAUUAUUUGUUAGUUCGAGCGCACAUUAUCAAAAAAUUGCAAAAAAGAGAGGUGAAGUUUCGUUUGAUCAAUAUUUGCGUUACCAAGAAAUUCAGGAUUACUUAAACAGACUUAAUGUUACGCAUAAUAAAUUAGUAGCGGUGAUAAAUUAUGGGGUUUCGAACGAAAAUCGCAAUCUAACGGCGAUUAAAAUAUCAACUGGGGGACGAAAUAGGAAACCGUUAAUAUUUGUCGAUGCUGGAAUACAUGCAAGAGAGUGGAUCUCACCCGCUCAGGCACUUUACCUUAUUAAUCAGUUAGUUGAAAAUCCAAACGCCACGUCCUUUAGUAGAAAUGUUGAUUGGUUAAUUAUCCCUUUAGUUAAUCCUGACGGAUACGAGUACACACAUACCGCUGACAGAUUCUGGAGGAAAAAUCGGGCUAAAGGGCGGUUGUGUCGAGGUGUCGAUUUAAAUCGUAAUUUUGAUUUCCAAUGGUCCCAGGCAGGUGCAAGUGACGAUGAAUGUUCCAGCACGUAUGCGGGGCCACGCGCAUUUUCAGAACCUGAAAGUGUGGCUCUAAGUACACUAAUUGCUGAAAAUGCGCACCGCAUAAAGUUGUAUGUUAGUUUUCAUGCGGCGGCUCAGUCAAUUUUAUAUCCAUGGGGUUACACCGAAGGUUUGCCUAACAAUGGAAGAGAGUUACAUAAAUUAGCAGCACAAGUAUCGGACGCGGUUCAUCAAUUGCAUGGCACCGAGUACAGAGUGGGAACCUUCGCAAAUAUUUUAUAUUUGGGGUCUGGAACGAGCUGUGAUUGGGCAUAUAGUGUUGCAAAUGUAAAACUAGCAUACACUAUUGAAUUACGAGGAUCAAAUCUCACACAUAAAAGUCGUUUUGAAAUUCCAACAAAUAAUAUUUUUACUGUAGUGUCUGAAAUGUUUGAAGGACUCAAAGCGCUGCAUUUGUAUGUGGAAUGGAAAAACUCGCCAUAUGACCCAUUUAUGAGUAGGCUGAAGCGAUGGAGUCUAUUUGUAUGAAAUCGUACUUGUUUUUAUUUAAAUAUGUCAAAUGUUGACGUAACAAAAUUAUA
Molecule: messenger RNA, 1168 nt
Organism: Photinus pyralis (common eastern firefly)
Lineage: Eukaryota; Metazoa; Arthropoda; Insecta; Coleoptera; Lampyridae
Product: carboxypeptidase B-like
Exons: 4
Coding region: 69-1115 (348 amino acids)
Biological process (GO): proteolysis
Molecular function (GO): metallocarboxypeptidase activity; zinc ion binding
Source: RefSeq, a predicted model, not a curated record